Acaulospora morrowiae is the source of this 191-nucleotide messenger RNA. Lineage: Eukaryota; Fungi; Glomeromycota; Glomeromycetes; Diversisporales; Acaulosporaceae. The record is from the annotation of a GenBank genome assembly.
AACUCAGAAGCCUACUAGAUUCAGUAAAAGCUAAAAUUAAUGGGUCUUUUAUAGAUGAUAUUUUAUCCAAGUUAAAUGAAGUUGGUGUCAAGGCAGAACUCUCAAGCAUAAGGAAAGUAGGGGUAGUUAAACUAGCUAGUGUUUGGAGAAACUGUUUAUCAAAUAGAUUAUCCAAUAUGCUUUCAAGCUGA